Hypanus sabinus (Atlantic stingray) is the source of this 2530-nucleotide messenger RNA. RefSeq names its product beta-1,3-galactosyltransferase 4-like. Gene Ontology annotation, cellular component: membrane. The record is from RefSeq and is a predicted model, not a curated record. Lineage: Eukaryota; Metazoa; Chordata; Chondrichthyes; Myliobatiformes; Dasyatidae. The transcript has a single exon. Gene Ontology annotation, molecular function: N-acetyl-beta-D-glucosaminide beta-(1,3)-galactosyltransferase activity. Bases 700 to 1833 code for a protein of 377 amino acids.
UGGGGAUUCCUGCUGACUGAGGGGUAAUAACUGUUUCUGAACCUGGUGGUGUGGGUCCUGAGGCUCCUGUACCUCCUGUCUGAUGGUGGCAGAAUUGAGACGAGAGCAUGGCCUGGGUGGUGGGGAUUCCUGCUGACUGAGGGGUAAUAACUGUCCCUGAACCUGAUGGUGUGGAUCCUGAGGCUCCAGUACCUCCUGCCUGAUGGUGGCAGUGAGACGAGAGUGUGUCCUGGGUGGUGGUUCCUGCUAGCUGAGGGGUAAUAACUCUUCCUGAACCUGGUGGUGUGAGUCUUGUACCUUCUUCCCAAUGGCCGCAGUAAGACGAGAGUACGUCCUGGGUAGUGAUUUCUCUUUCUUAUGUUUGUUCUGUAGGUUCUGAGUGAGGCUACAAUGAUCCAGUGGAAUCCAGUGAUCCAGUGGGGACAGAGAGACAGUGGAAUCCAGUGACACAGUGACAAAACUCCAGUGACCCAUAGGCAGAACUGCAUUCAUCUGGAGGUGGGACUACAGUGAAACAGCAGGUCUUUAGGAUGCCAGUGACCCAGUGGAACGCUGAUGAUGUGGUGUUUGCUCUUUAGUGAUCCAGUCGGUCUCCAGUGAUCCUGGUGAUCUAGUGGGACAGACGAACUCUGAGACUCAGUGGGUUUCGAGAGGAGCCCGUGACUUUGUGGCAGAGCUGGGGAGCCCAGUGGCCCGGCAAUGCGGUGUCUGCUGGGCAGGCGCCGGCUCCCCUGGCCCCUGCAUCACCUGCUGCCCCUGGCCCUGGCCCUCGUGCUGCUGCUCCUGAUCACCCUGCUGCAACUGGGGCCCAUCGAGGAGUGGGUGCAGAGCCCAGGCGGGGAGGAAUUCGGAGAAAUGGCCAACCCCGGGGUGCCUCUGCGGCCCGCGGCCGGUACCGGGUGGGCCCCCGGCUCCUUCCAACUGCCCAACCUCGGUGCCUGUACGGGCUCCCGCCCCGUCUUCCUGGUGACCCUGGUGGCGAGCAGCCCCGGGCAUCGGCACCAGCGGCAAGCCAUCCGGGACAGCUGGGGUUCCCUGGCCGAGGCAGCCGGCCGGCGGGUGCGCACCCUGUUCGCCCUGGGUCUGCCCGCAACGCCGCGGGAGGCGCGGCUCCUGGAGGCGGAGGCUCAGCGACACGGCGACCUGGUGCAGGGCCUCUUCACCGAUACCUACCUGAACCUGACACUGAAGACGCUGAUGGUGCUGGACUGGGUCCGGGAGCACUGCCCCGACGCCCGCUUCGUGCUCAAGGCGGACGACGACGUCUUUGUCAACGUGCGGGCGCUGGUGACCCACCUGGCGGCCCUGAGCCCGCCCGAGUCCGAGCCCGAAGGGCACCCGAGGUCCCGGAGCGUGGCCGAGCCCGACCUCUACCUGGGCCGCAUCCACGCCAGCGUGCGGGUGGAGCGGGACCCCGACAGCCCCUACUACGUGCCUGAGGCCGCCUACCCGGCGCCCACCUAUCCCCGCUACUGCAGCGGCACUGCCUACGUGCUGUCCCGCGGUGCCGCCGCCAAGGUGCUGGCCGCCGCCCACCGCCUGCCCCUCGUCCGGGUGGAGGACGCGUUUAUCGGCAUGUGCGCCCGGGCUGCCGGCCUCAGCCCCACGCCCUCAGCCCGCAUGGCGGGCGCGCAGCGCCUGUACCCCCACCGCUGCUGCCUCCGCCGCGCCUUCUCCUCCCACCACGUCAGCCCGGCCGAGCUGUCAGCCCUCUGGCUGCAGGUGGAAGAGGGCGGCGAGUGCGGAACCCUGCAGGGACUGGCGGCCCGGCUCAUCUGCAACUCGGUCAGCCUGCUGGAUCAACUGCGGUACCACUGGGCUGGUGCCAGGUAGUGCCAGGGGUCUGGUGCCCAGCGCCUGGUAGUGGGACCGGCUCCACGUGGUUCCAGGACUCCGCAUGGUGCCGGUGUUUCCGGGGACUGGAGCCAGUUAGUGCCGAGGAUCUGGGCCCAGUGCCAAAUGCGCUGAGGAGCUGAGAUGGGGGGGGGGGGGCGGUGUUAACUGGGGAUUGGGACUGGUGGUCCGGAUACCACCUGUACUGAUAAACCUGACCCGUUGAAUCCCUGACUUUGUCUGCCUUCAUUUCCACGCGUUGCGGCUGGGGAAUGGGGGGGGGGGGAGAGAUGACGCGCAGCUUGUCACCCCUUCCCCCAGGAGCAGAGUUAGGCUGAUCGGAGGGAGUCACAGAGCGGCCAGCGACGGUGGGGUCCCGGAGACGGUCGGGUUGGGAAGUAAGACAUAGGAACGGUAUUAGGCGAGAAUCAGGAUUGAGCUGCGUCCACUAGCAGGCCAGGGGAAUGUUUAGCAUGUGAGGGGGAACUUGGGAGAUGGCAUGGGGUGACCAGGUCUGUGUGAGAGAGAGAGAGAGAGAGAGAGUGUGUGUGUGGUCAUAGUGGGAACUUACCGAAGGAAUUGAAUCAGAAUCAAGUUUAUUAUCACUGGCAUGUGACGUGAAAUUUGUUAACUUAGCAGGAGCAGUUCAAUGCAAUACAUAAUCUAGCAGAGAGAAAAAAAUAAAAAUAAUAAUUAA